GUCACCGGAGAAGUUGAUAAAUAGCGGAGGCGCGCGCUCGUGCGGUGGUUGUGGCUUUUGUUGUUUUUGUUGUUGUCGUCGCUUUGAGAACAACGAAAAGUUUCACGUUUUUUGUCGUUUGUCUCUCGCGUCGAGGAUGGCCUCGGCGUCCCUACUGACGCCGCUCCUCGUGGGCCUGCUCGCCUUCGCGACGCCCCUUCAAUCGCAGCGGCAGCAGCAGCAGCGGUACGGGCCGGGUCACGGAGGCGCUCCCGUCGUGUUGGUUCCAGGUGACCUGGGAAAUCAGCUGGAGGCUCGUCUGGAUAAGCCUACCGUCGUCCACUACCUGUGCACAAAAAAGACCGACUACUACUUUACGCUGUGGCUCAACCUCGAGCUCCUCGUCCCGCUGGUGAUCGACUGCUGGAUCGACAACAUGCGGCUGGAGUAUAACCUGACCACUCGCACCACAUCCAGCCCCAACGGGGUCCAAGUGCGAGUUCCCGACUUUGGAAAAACAUUCCCGGUGGAAUUCCUGGAUCCCAGCAACGUGUCCGUUGGAAGUUACUUCCACACGCUGGUGGAAGCCAUGGAGGGAUGGGGCUACAAGAGAAACCAGGACAUUCGCGGGGCCCCCUAUGACUGGAGAAAAGCCCCCAAUGAGAACGGGGAGUACUUGGUGAAUCUAAAGAACAUGAUCGAGGAGAUGUACGCCACCUACUGGUCACCCGUCGUCCUGGUGGCUCACAGCAUGGGCAACCCUUACAUGCGCUACUUCCUCGGACAGCAGAGCCAGGCGUGGAAGGACAAGUUCAUCCACAGCUACGUGGCGCUGGGGCCACCCUGGGGCGGGGCCGCCAAGACGCUCCGCGUGCUCACGUCCGGAGACAAUAACGGCAUCCCCGUGAUCAGCACGCUCAAGAUCCGCGCUCAGCAACGAACGGCCGUGUCCACUAGCUGGCUGCUGCCCUAUAACACCUCGUGGCCUCCCGACAAAGUGCUGGUGUCCACGCCCAAGCGCAACUACACCAACCGUGACUACCGCGACUUCUACAACGACAUCGGCUACCCCGAGGGAUGGCUCAUGCGCCAGGACUCUGAGUCCUACUUGUACGGGCAGCCCCUGCCAGGCGUGCCGGUGCACUGCCUCUAUGGCACGGGCGUGGCCACCCCGGACUCGUUCGUGUACGACAAGUCGUUCCCGGACCACGACCCCACGCGCGUCAUCACGACGGACGGCGACGGCACGGUGAGCUUGGCCAGCGCGCUGCUCUGCCGGGACUGGGCCGGCCGCCAGCCACAGCCUGUCCUGCUGAGAGAGCUGCCCGGCGCGGAACACGUGAGCAUGCUCUCCCGCGCGGACGUCAUCCAGUACAUCAAGGGCGUCAUCUUUCGUCACCCGUAAAGGGAGCGGAGCUCUCCCGCAAAGUGGCACGGGCGGAGAACAACGAUGUUUGGCGCGGUGGAAAUCUGAAAGUAUCUGCGGUCGCGCGCGUGCACCGAAGCCAGCAGCGACGAUCGCCGUGGUUUUCAGCGUCGCGCAUCUCACAAGUAGUUUUGCAGAAGUUGUAGCCACUCUGUUUGCGAGAAAGAGUUACAAUGACGUCAUGCUAAUUUGCAGCUUGCAAAACAAAUUCUGCUUCAAUUCUUUUCAGCCGUUCCAUGGUACUGUGACUUUAUUUUCUCAAUUUUUUACAAAAGUUUUCCCAAGUAUUAUUAAUACUUGACAUUUUUGAUGUAACGAUACUAAUAUGUUUGAUCUUUUUCAUUUACUGUACAUCACAAGUUACAUUAGCCAUACUGUAAUUCCAAUUUGACCAUUUUAAUUCUGUGCCAAGUUAUACGCCGCUUCAUGCCCAUUAUCGUAGGUAUUAUUCUCUUCCAAUAUUUUGUUAUUGCAAAUAAGUAAAAAAAAAACAUUAAGCCAGGCUUAUUUAAGCAGGGCAUUGUAAUCGGAUAAUAUUCGUCGAUCCAGACCUCUCAUUUCCUCAUCGCCUUCUAGUUGGGAGGGAAAAAAAAUGUCGACUUUACACGGACCCUCAACAAAAACUGAAGCAGGUGAAAAAAUAAUAAUCUUGGAGUGCAGAUUUCUGCCUGGGAACUGGUACAGAAGGACAGAAGCCUGCUCUGAUUCAAGACAAAGCAGCAGCCUCGUUCAUUCACAACCAGAGCGGGGGGGGGGGGCAUAGGGGUGGGUGGUCAACGCAUAGCAAGGGAGACAGCGGAAGUCCCCCGCCCCCCCCCCCCACCGCUUGCCACGCGCUUGACGGUAGCUGCUGGUGUUGCCAGAACGGACAAGCAGGUGCAAGUGCUAGCCAAUGCAACAACCGCGUGGUGCUUCUGUAAAUUCGUAGCGAGCGACGGCUUUUCGGCAGCUUGCGGUGCGGCCUGUAGUUUUACGAGCCGCUUAGCGUUUUGUGAGGUUUUUUUUGCGUGUGAAAAGGCCUUUUUUUUGCCCAUUUUUCUAGAAGGUACCUAUGGAAAGAUAUGGGGGAAGGGCGAAAUGACAGUGCUUUUGGUUACUUCAAAGAGACCUACAGGGUUAACCGGUUGACACCAGGAGGGGAGAGCGAGACCCCGCACUGUGGUGAGGUGGGUGGGUUGUCAUUUUCUGGUGGCUGCUCAACUUGCUACUCCGGUGGCUGAUUGGGAGUCGUGAGAAAAUUGACAUUACGCACCAUUGCGAGCACACAAGUUUACACGCCGCAUAAGUGCCCUCAGGAAAUGCAUGGUUUUGAAAGAUUAAAAGUGCGGUAAAUGAAAUUGGAUUUUUUUUUUCAGCCACUCGUGUCCAGGGGUGCAAUGAACAGGUUUCAGGAAAGUGUGGACAUUUUGGUAAACGUGUGAGAAAAGUGCCAAAUAUCACUCGAAAUAUUGCGGGCCUGGACCCUUUUGGGGGCUGUUUUAAGAUGCCGUCGGUCUCUCUGAAGUGGCAACGGUGAGCAGAGAAACCCACGCUCGAGUGGCUGCAGUGUUGCAGUUCGUCACAAUGUCGCCGCGAAUUUAACCCGAGUCCUACGCGCAAAGUUCAUAGGUUGCUUGGCAAGAACAACCCCCGUGGUCCCCUAACACAAGCCUACACACACACAAAGCACAGUUUUGUGCAUGUUUACAGAAUGCCGAGUUUUUAAAUGCGUCCACCCGCUUACCAAGUGUUAACGAUUAACUGAUCUCAAUGUUAAGAGACAUUUCAAUACUUUGAGACCGGUGAUAAGGGACACUGACAAAGUUGCUAAUCAUGUGAAUUGCAUUUCUACCCCCGCCCCCCUCUGUCUAUUCCUUUUUUUUACCCAAAAAAAUAUUUGUUCUUGUAUGCAUUUACAUAUGUAUGUUGAACUUUUUUCGCACCGUACGUUGCCAACCAUUGCUAAUCGGAGGUGUGUGGGGUGGGGGAUGGACAACAAACUAAACACAAAAAUAUCGUUCUGCUCGUGCUGUGGCUUUCUCAUGUCACGAUACAAAGUGUCACUAUCGGAUGUCAUGCAGAGCUUUGUACAACCCCUUCCCGUGGGAGAGACAGCUCGUGGAAGUGGAUAUCACAAAACUACAUCCCGACAUUCCCUUGUUCACGUGACCUCUAGGCUAGUAGGGGAGGGGGUGGGGCAGCACUUUCCUACACUCACUCUGCCGUAGAGAGAAUAAUGUGUUCUUAACAUGACGGUCAAACAGUCAUUUUAUUGCAAUUACACGUUCACCUAUUUUUUUACACGUUCACAGUUAGAUCACAACGACAUGCAACGCGUAAUUACAUGUGGCGUGAUGUAGCCCAAUUGUGAUCUAUAAGGAUGCCUGCUUAUUGCCAUUAAUAUGAACGUUGGUAAUUUACUUAUGUUUGUCAGUUUUAUUUUAUUUCAUACAUGUGUAAUUAGUGUCCACAAUGGACACUUCUACAGUUAUAUCCACAGUAAUUACAUUUCCUCCUAUAAAUUGCAAUUUGAAUGCAUUUGCCCCAUGCAUUGGUUGGGUGUUUUACAGACUUGUAUCACCCUGCCCAUAUUAUACGGUCCAUUGACUCUGGCCGUGACUCCAGCGGCGUGGCGUGAGCGACUCGGUCGAUGGGCAAACCCAGGCCAGUGGGUGGCGUGGGUACAAUGGUCUGCAGGAUGAGGAACAGGUGACGGGGAGUAAGGAUCGUUCUCAGGGUCAAACAUGAACAGCUGCUAUAACCGGUUUCCUCUUUGAUGUUUUGAGUUGGUCUUGUGCGUUAGGGUUUUUUUUUUGCCUUGUGGAGGCGUUUGCACAGUAUUGUGGAAGGGUUGUGGGGUCAGUGUUGAUUAAACGGAUUUAUGUUUACUUUUAUAUCCAUAAUAGAGGUUUUUGGGUUAGAUCGUGUAAAUAUAGAAAUGUGCCAUUAAAACCCGCCACCACCCGACACAGCCAACUAGGUUGUCACGUAAACAGAACGUGGCCAAUUCGUCACUAGUACAGCACACCGGUGUGUUGGAGAGCCAGGCCACAACAUUUACACUUACAAAUGUUGGCUGUGUCAGGUGGUGGCAGGUUUUAACGACACAUUUAUACAUUUCCGCGAUCUAACCCAAAAACCUCUAUUAUGGAUGAUAUUGGUCGCGAAAGCCUACGUGUUAAAUUUUACUUUUGUUCGCAAAGUAAUUGUUUCGGGUCGGUGUGUCAUCUUUAACAAAUUCGUAGCAGGAGGAGCUGACAACUUUGUGAAGUGCGAAGUGUCGCAGGGUUCAUGAAAAACUCAGGCCAAUCGGUGGCUUUGUAAGAUAAUUGUGUUGCGCCAUUUGACCAAGUGUGAAAAAUAUCAUUGUUAGUUCAGUGUCGGUUUACUAGCAACCAAUCUUCAUAAGCUAUAGAGUGACUUUAAGGUUUGUUUGUUUUUCACCCGAGAGCCUAUGCCCUGUAUAUAAGGGCAACGGGGGGGGGGGGGGGGCACACGUAGUACACGUGGCCUCCCUGGCCACGUGUGCCCCGUUGCAGUUGCAUCGUCUGCACAGGAGAUAGUAGUGCCACCACCUGUGCCCAUCAUUGCCCUGCUCGAAAUAAAACGGCGUUCCCAGAGUGUUUGCCACCGCUGUGGAUGCAAGUGGUGCACGCACACCAGUGCUUUUCGCAGCUCAUGAAAGAGCUCCAUGCUCCUGUUCAAGUCCAGGUUUAAGACCGCCUCGAUAUACUCUUUCAAAUUAACGUUCCCACUGUUUCUCUACGGCCUCGUGAGAUGUGGUCGCAUUUAAAUGCGACUGUGUAAAUCCAAAUUGCAUUGUAAAGAUGUGGUUGACCUUAAAAUAUGCGAUGUACAUUAAACCAUGCAAACUGUAAACUGAACUACAGUUUCGUUUUGUCGAUGGUCGAUCGCUAUUAUAGUUUGGCCUCGAUGCAUUCCUAGCCUUUGCUUAAUUUGCAGUGGGAGGAAGGCCAUGUUAUUUAUUUUGUCAGGAAAUGUUUGUUGCAUGUGUUUUUCAAUCCCUGCUUGCUAAUGCAAUGGAACUCUAUACACCCCACUAACAAAAGCAUUGAACUGUAAAAUUAAAUUAGAAUGUAAAUUUUGCAAAAGUGGGCUGUAGGGAUACGAGCUUUGGUAUUAUAUUACCUCAUAUCUUGAACACGUUUCUCCGUUUUACUUUACGGAGGUAACGGACAGCGGUGGCGUGUGAAGACUGCUUGCGUUAAUGCCACGGGCUCGUUGUUUCGUCUGAUUCGUCAGUUGCAGCGGAGUAACUAACGUCGGUGGUUUGGUUCUACUUCAUGCCUUGGCGUGAUGCGAAUUAUAUUGUCACCGCCGCAGGGCUUAUUUCAGAAGUUUCCGCACACGAUUACAGACGAUUGAUUCAAAAAGUAACGUUCCAGUUAAUACAUUUCAUAUAUAUAUACACUCGAAGAAACAGCAAGAUUUGGCAGAGGAGAUCUAAAGUUACGUUACAUCAACAGAUAAUGGCGUUAUCCAUGACUAGGAUUUAUCUUAAUUGCUUACAUAGUGUUGUAUUAGUUUGCUAUGACAAAGCCUAACCAUUUUUAAGAUUGUGUCAUGCUCGGGCAAAUUAACACCGAUUCGUUAAUGUCGUUAUUCGUUUUAAAAAUGCAAAGUCAAACGGUCGGCCACAUUCACUAUGGGGCAAUAAUCGCUGUCCCGAUGUCGCUUUCCAAAAGUCUCGUUAGCUGCAGUGCACUUUAUUCUCCACGACGGACACGACACGUGAUUGAUUGAUUGACUGACUGGCUUUCUGGGCACGGGCUCGCUGUGGACACGGCGAUCGCUUUCAAUCAGCUCCGUGCCGACCUGCUAAUGUCAAGGAAAACCCUUUAGGUGUGUGUAGGGAAUUAGGGGCUCUAUUCCGUCUUGGGUUUACAUGGCUCUCUUGGGCUGCCAGGUGGGGGUGCCGCUCUGUGAGCCACUUGCCACUUCUCGUCGUGGUGUUCGCUUUUUAAAUCCUUUAUAUUAAGUUCACUUGCUUGCGCGCUUACGACCGUGCAAAUCUUACGGUCGUUUUUGAACCCACUUCCCGUGAUCCAAUCGAGCUGACAUUUUCCACACAGACUCGUUGUGCGUGACAAUUAAUUUUCGUGAAAAAAAUGUGCAAAAUUUUACACUUUUUAGGAAAAAAAUAAUUAUAUUUAAUUACCAAUUGCUUAAUGCUGCCAGGCAAUCAUCUGACCCAUAGCUGGCAGCCAUCUCAAGCCAGAGGACGAUAGGACUCUAGCCGCCACGCAUAUAAAGGAUUUAUAGUGAAAAACUUUGUUUUUACGGGUUAAUUUUUUGUCGAUUCCUCGCGCACACAAGGUCGGAGGGGAUUCCGCGGCAGUGUGCGAGGGUGACGACGAGAGUGGCGGGGCUGGUGAAACAUCGCGCCUCCGAUGGUGACACGGUUGGCCAUGUACGGUGCGAAAAGGGUUCUUCACACCGCAGAUGCGUGACCACAAGGGGGCGGCAUGGUACCGUCCGCGUUCAUCAGUACGCCUUUGCAGACACGUUUGGGUUACGCCAGUGGCAGUCAAGGGAAGCAACCCUGCACACUUUGUCAGCCUUCCUUAUUUCACUGGUAACCAGAUAUUGCUCGUUUUUAUUUGCCAUUGAGCGUUAUACUUUUUCAAAUUAAUUUGCAGCCCAAAUCGAGUUCGGCAAACUCUGUAUGAUCGUGCGAGUUCCGUGCAAGAAUACGGCUUCUGUGGCCCCAUUGCAAAGGUUCCCCGUGAAAGUGUCGAGCUAAGCUGAUUUAAAAUAUGGUUUAUUUUACCAGGUAAGGCCCACUGAGCUGAGCUAUAUGGCCCUUUUUCAAAAGCGACCUGGCCACAAAUGAUAGCUCAACUACGUGACUUAUCAUACGGAAAUGUAUGAGCAGACAUAUAAUAUAAACGCAUGUUUCUAAAUGUAGAGGGAAACACCGGAGGACCUGGAGAAAGAUCCACGUGAAUGACGUGGGGGGGGAGAGACACCGCAAACUCCCAAAUAUACAGCAGCGUCAGGGUCGGGAUUGAACCCACGACCUCCUGUAUGCCAGGCGAGGCAGUUAAUAUCGCCGCCGUGAUUUGCUGUGGCCCCACAUCACGUGGCUGGGUUUUGUGUUACUCUCGACAAAUCUUUGCCACCAGUUUAUGUCAGACGAGUGAGUCCCAGAUAAAGUAAAAAAAAACAUUGCAUCUACCCAUGGAGGCCUCAAAGUGGCAUUAUAUUUUUUUUACGUCUUGUUUUUCUCGAGAUAUUUCUCAAAUUAGUUUCUGGAGUAUGAUCCAACAAACCCCCACCCCCCUCCCUCACUUUAGAUUUUUCUCUUGAAAUGUUUAAGCCGAUUGCUAUUGCCAGUCGGCCACACUCUUGGUUACCCCAUCAGAGCAGUGGAUUCGCACGGAAACGGAUGUGGACUCGAUUUUAACGAUCACUUAUUUUCAAUUGUGAAUGCGGUCAACUGUGGAAGGGCAUUACUCUACACGUGUAGAAAGCAGGCGUUACGCCGCGUUCGGACGAUUUUUUUUUUAACAGAGACUGUAAAGAGGCAGUGCGGCAAUGAAAUCUGUACAGUUUAUUUAUAUGCGCGUGUCUAUGUAGUGAUGAUGAGCGCCUCAUGUCAUGUGAUCUACAAUCUUUGCCCGGGCAUAAUAAUACGUAAUGUCCACUCGUGCCGCUUUUCAAACGUGAUGAGCCUUUUAGAUGUGCUCAUUGCGUCGAUGACGACAAUGAUGUUGAUGAUGUUGAUGAUGUUGAUGAUGAUGUCACACUGGAUCCAUGGUUUCUAACUUGCGACCGGCACAUCUCGGGGAACGGUGAUGAGAAUCUUGUAAACACGGAGCGCACAAUGCGGAGGGGGGCCUGCUUGUUAGCAACUAUUAUUAUUACUCUUUGGUUCUUUCGGUAAAGUCACGUAUAAAGAUAAAUAAUAAAUUAAAUACUAGCAUACGACGUUUCGAUUGCAACACAAGCAAUCGUCAUCAGGUAUAAAUGAAAUAGAAACACAAAUCUAGUAUACUUAUAAAUGUAAUGUAAUACAACAGAGAGUCGGAUACCAUAACAGUCAACACCCUACCUGGUUGAUUACGUUCUUCUUGAGAAUGCUACAUUUGAGAGAGAGAUAAAACACAGAACCAGAGACAUUAUUAUUAUUAUUUUUACGAAAGGCGAGUCUCUGCGCACCCGAUCUAAGUGAAUGUGCUGCCUCGGUUGUGGAAUAACAUUGUUGACUGUUGAGUGUGCUGUGCCUUGACGCGAUUUUCAGGCUGUCACUAUCGUCGUUACCUUUUCUUGGUGGUUUCCACCCAUGAUGAGAAAAUUCUCCACUUUUAAGAAUAAAAAAAUAUAUUCUCA
Messenger RNA from Lethenteron reissneri (Far Eastern brook lamprey), 8737 nucleotides. It is a transcript of the gene PLA2G15, whose product is annotated as phospholipase A2 group XV. Gene Ontology annotation, biological process: lipid metabolic process. The record is from RefSeq and is a predicted model, not a curated record. Lineage: Eukaryota; Metazoa; Chordata; Hyperoartia; Petromyzontiformes; Petromyzontidae.